AUGGGUCCCAUUGCUCGCUUGCACCUCACACCUCUCACUGUACUGCUGUUGGUGACAGUGGUGUGCGUGCUGCUCUUCCUGCUGGGGGUGGGCGGCAACCUGAGCACGCUUCUGGUGUUCUGCCGCUGCCGGGAGCUGCGCUCCACCACCACCCUCUACCUGUCCAGCAUGGCCCUCUCCGACGUCCUCAUCUUCAGCGGCCUGCCCCUCGACCUGUACCGCCUGUGGCGCUACCGGCCCUUCCCCUUUGGCGACUUCCUGUGCCGCUUCCAGUUCUACCUGAGCGAGUCAUGCACCUACGCCACCGUCCUGCACAUCACGGCACUCAGCGUGGAGCGCUACCUGGCCGUGUGCUUCCCGCUGUGCGCCCGCCGCCUGGUCACCCGGGCCCGUGUACGGCUGCUGAUCCUGGGCCUGUGGGGCGUGGCCGGGGCCACGGCGGGUCCCGUCUUCUUCCUGUUCCAUGUGGAGGGCCAGGAGUGCCGGCCCACGGAGGUGGGCGUGCGCUCAGGCCUGCUGCGGGCCAUGACCUGGGUCUCCACGCUCUAUUUCUUCCUGCCGCUCGCCUGCCUCUGCCUACUCUAUGGCCUCAUCUGCAGGAAGCUGUGGGCCACGCAGCUGGGGCCCCGCGGCCGCAUCCGCCACAGGCACCACCGACAAACCGUCAAGCUGCUCGGUGCAGUGGUGCUGUCCUUUGCUCUCUGCUGGCUGCCAUUCCAUGCAGGCCGCAUCCUGUUCUCCAGCGUGGCGCGGGCAGGCGAGGAAGAGGAGGAGGAGGAGGACCGGGGCCCGGCCCUGUACGCCGCCUCGCAGAACUUCAACCUGGUGGCCAUGCUGCUCUUCUACCUCAGCGCCUCCAUUAACCCUGUCCUCUACGGGCUGGUCUCGGCGCGGCACCGCUCCGCCCUGCGCCGGACCCUCCUGCCGCGGUCCCCCAGGGGAGCCGGGUCCAGCCGCCCCAGCCAGGUCACCUUCACGCCAAACACGGAACUCUGCACUAGCGUCUGA
Molecule: messenger RNA, 1008 nt
Organism: Megalops cyprinoides (Indo-Pacific tarpon)
Lineage: Eukaryota; Metazoa; Chordata; Actinopteri; Elopiformes; Megalopidae
Product: growth hormone secretagogue receptor type 1-like
Exons: 4
Coding region: 1-1008 (335 amino acids)
Biological process (GO): G protein-coupled receptor signaling pathway
Cellular component (GO): plasma membrane
Molecular function (GO): G protein-coupled receptor activity
Source: RefSeq, a predicted model, not a curated record